Messenger RNA from Venustampulla echinocandica, 1986 nucleotides. RefSeq lists its product as uncharacterized. Gene Ontology annotation, cellular component: sno(s)RNA-containing ribonucleoprotein complex. Bases 1 to 1986 code for a protein of 661 amino acids. Gene Ontology annotation, molecular function: RNA binding. NCBI's taxonomy places the organism in Eukaryota, Fungi, Ascomycota, Leotiomycetes, Helotiales, Pleuroascaceae. The transcript has a single exon. Gene Ontology annotation, biological process: box H/ACA snoRNP assembly; ribosome biogenesis; pseudouridine synthesis. The record is from RefSeq and is a predicted model, not a curated record.
AUGGACUCCGAGAAGAUGGAACUAGACAACACAAAUAGAGAAGUUCCUGCUGAAAUGGAUAAGGACCCUCCGCUUGAAAAUCCCGCCCAAGCUCAAGUAUCACUGGAGCAAGAUAUCGUAUCUGAACCUUCAAUACCCGCCGCGACUUCGACUACGAUGCCGGCGCAUGUGCAGAUGGAGGCAGGAUCUGCAGAAACACCACCAGCUGAGAGCCCAAAGCUCACCAGUGCCCUAGAAGCACUCAUCGGAGGUCUUGACACAUCAGCGCCACUUGCUGCGGAAUCCCCUCUACCGUCCGCUGCGCCAGCGCCGGCAGAUGCUGGAGAUGUUGACGAAGUUGCGCCCAUAGACUUAAACCUGGUAGACGUCCAGAAUGUGCCUGUUGAUCUUGUCCCUGGUGAAUCCAAGGAAUCAGAGUCAAACGUCGAACCCCUCACUGAGCAGCAAACGCCUGCCCAGGCCCCUACGGCUGCCGAGACCCCUAUAGCUCAAGACGUGCAUCUGGUUGACGCGCCGUCUACAAUUGAGGAAGCCGCCGGUGAAGACGAGCAUCCGGAAUGGGAGAUUGACUCCUCACCGAUUGAAUCCUCGUCAGAUGAUUCCUCGAGCGACGACAGCUCGUCCGAUGACGAUAGCGACGAGGGCGACAACGCGUAUAAACUUCUAAGUCUUGAAGAGCAAGCUCGGAUAUUGAUGGAAGAAGGUGGAGGUUCUGAUGAUGAAGGCGGCAAAAAAGGAGCGAAAGGGGCAGGAGCUCAGCUGCGAACAAAAAACGAGAUUCCUGAACUGGUCAUUCCCAAACCAGAUGUUACAAUCACCGAAGAAAUGCCCAUCGAGGAGCUAGGAAAUGUCGAGGCAAUCGUUGACAAUAUCCUACUUAUCAGGGCGAAAACAUCAGGAGAAUAUAGAGUACUUGAGAGCGGCUCCGUACUUUGCUUGGAUGAUAGGAGUAUAAUUGGCGUCGUCUCCGAAACCCUUGGACGGGUGCAACAACCGUUGUAUUCGGUACUCUUUACCAAUGCUGGGGAGGUUGCGGAGGCGGGGUUGUCAGUAGGAACUAAGGUUUUCUACUCUGACAAGCAUGCCACUUACGUCUUUACUCAAGCUUUGAAAGCUUAUAAAGGAUCGGAUGCCUCAAACUUACACGACGAGGAAGUUGGGGCUGACGAGAUGGAGUUCUCAGACGACGAGGCUGAGAUGGAGCACAAGCGAAGAAUUAAGCAACAGAAGCUUGAACGCCGAGGCGGGAAGAUGCAACAGAAUAGUGGCCCACGCCGCGGAGGUCAUCCUUUGCAACAGCAAAAUACACCUUAUGACGCUAGCACGGGUGUCAAUUAUGACGACGGCGACGACGAUGGUCCAUACAAGCCUCUCUCACGGCCGGUCGGAUAUGCAGAUUCUGUUGGACGUAGCGAAGCGCCCCAAGAGGAGCCAUAUCAAGGUGGGGCCAGUGGCUAUCCACAUAACCAGGGCAGAGAUCAAUUUAGAGGCCGAGGAAGAGGUGAUAGAGGCAGAGGUCGCGGGGAUAGAGGACAGGGUAGAGGCGGUUACUCGAACCAACGUGGCGGUGGUCACUCUCUUCCUCAAAGUCGUCCAAGUUAUCCACUUCCAACUCAGAGCCCUACUACGGGUUUCCCGCAACCACCUUUCCAACCGCAAGGGAUGCCAUUUCCACCAUCAUCUCAGGCACCACAAAACUCUUCAGCCAUCCCCACCGCUAACUAUCCAAACAUGGAAUACUCGCCACAUUCACCACAGCUGCCCAGUUGGCCACAGUUCCCGCCGCAGCUCCCCUUUCAACAACCAUUCCAACAACCAUUCCAGCAACCAUUUCCAAACAUGCAAAAUAACUGGCCAGCUAAUCCUACUGGACUUCCAGGCGGAACUUUCAUCAACCCAGCUUUUUUUAACAAUCCCCGAGGUGGUGCGCCUACACAGUGGGGCCAUCAAGGGCAACAGAACGGAAGAGGCGGAAGUGGUUCUUAA